This is a messenger RNA of Ornithorhynchus anatinus (platypus), 1295 nucleotides long. RefSeq names its product fat storage inducing transmembrane protein 2 (gene FITM2). Gene Ontology annotation, cellular component: endoplasmic reticulum membrane. The transcript is spliced from 2 exons. Bases 14 to 808 code for a protein of 264 amino acids. The record is from RefSeq and is a predicted model, not a curated record. Gene Ontology annotation, biological process: lipid storage; phospholipid biosynthetic process; lipid droplet organization. NCBI's taxonomy places the organism in Eukaryota, Metazoa, Chordata, Mammalia, Monotremata, Ornithorhynchidae.
GUGCUGCGCGGCGAUGGAGGCGGUGGAGCGGUGCGCGUGCGUGGUGCGGGGCUGGGCGAGGCGGGAGCGGGCGCGGCGCUGUCUGCCCUGGGCGCUGGCGGGCGGGACGCUGGCCGGGUCGCUCGUCAAGGAGCUCGCCCCGCUGCCCGAAUCCUAUCUCAGCCACAGCGCCAACGUCCUCAACCGGUAUUUUGUGAAAAUGGCCUGGGGCUGGACGUUCUGGCUCCUGCUGCCCUUCAUCGCGCUGACCAACUACCACCUGACGGGCAGCGCCCGGACGGUCCUGCGGCGCCUGAGCUCGCUGCUGGUGGGCACGGCCGUCUGGUACGUCUGCACCCGCUUCUUCUCGCAAGUCGAGCACUUCACCGGCGGCUGCUACGCGUCGGCGGCCCCGGACGAGGCGGCCCGCAAGGAGCCGGGGGCCAGCAAGGAGCAGUGCCGCGGCGGCGGGGGCUUCUGGCACGGCUUCGACAUCUCCGGCCACUCCUUCCUGCUGUCCUUCUGCACGCUGGUCAUCGCGGAGGAGAUGGCCGUGCUGCGCGAGGUGAAGACGGACCGGGGCCAGGGCCUGCACGUGGCCCUCAGCCUCCUGGUGGUGGCCCUGGGCUUCCUGGCCCUCACGUGGGUGGGCAUGUUCCUCUGCACGGCCGUCUAUUUCCACGACUUGUCGCAGAAGGUGUUGGGCACCCUGUUCGGCCUGCUGGGCUGGUACGCCACCUACGGCUACUGGUACCUGAGACCGUUUUCUCCCGGACUUCCCCCGCGGGGGCCCGGCUCCGGCCUGAAGCGAGAGGGCCUCAGGGAGUAGGGGCCCGAGGAGGAGAGGACCGGGCGGAUCCGUUUCUUCGGCUCUCGGCGGCCCGAUUCCCGACGGCGUCGGGGAGAGGACGUUCGACUCUGGCUCCCUGAUCUCCCCUCCCUCUGGGCCCGAGGGCGAGUUCUGUCCCCGGCACCGUCUCUCCGCGUCUCGACGUCUGACUUUAAAAGCGGGUCGUCUCUUCGGCCUGAAUGUCCGUCUCUGCCACGCUGCCCGAGGUUUAUUUCAGGCGGACGGUCCCAGAGAAACAAACCGACAGCUAGGCGUUCUCCUUGUAAAAUGGGUUCUAAUCCGGCAGGAUGGGAAAUUAUCCUGUAACAGGCUGCUAAACGGAGACUCGAAACACCCGAUGAAGCUGGAGUUCCUGCGCGGACUCAAGCGUUAGAUAUCUUUCAGGUGAUGCAUCUCCCUCCCUCCAUUUGGAAAGAGCACGGGCCUCAGCCUUCAGAGGACCCGGGUUCUAAUGCCGCCCCCGCCA